This is a messenger RNA of Drosophila bipectinata, 622 nucleotides long. RefSeq lists its product as uncharacterized. The record is from RefSeq and is a predicted model, not a curated record. Lineage: Eukaryota; Metazoa; Arthropoda; Insecta; Diptera; Drosophilidae.
UAUCGCUCAUCUCGCAUUUCUCAUACAGCUGUUUGUACAUUUUGUUAUGAAAUUUUCGGAAGGUUCUCAUUAAAAAUGCUGCGUUUAAUGACAAAAACUCGGCUCGUCAGGCAAAUUGUGCCAGCCACAGGAAUUUCCUCCUCUUCGCCACGCUUUUUUGCACAACAGAAAAAGGAAAACAAAAAGUUGGACGAGGAAGUUAUCAACAACGAGCCGAUUCAGUUCUUUGGAAGCCAGGCAGCCUCCUGGAGAGCUAAGGAUACGCGAAGUGGCGGAAGCGAUGAGUCGCUUUGGUACCAGCCCUACGUGAUCUCGGCCAGCUUGGCCAUAUUCCUCCUGUACUUCUGCUGCUUGCGGGAGGAGAGUGACAUCGACCAGCGGCUGGAGGGAAACCUUUACGACCAUGUGAGCGGCCUGGAAGAAGUCCAACUGACAGUCAACUACAAAUACAACAAGGAACACGGUCUGGAUACUAAAGAGCAGGAGAAGCGACUCGUAGAACUGGGCGUGGACUUGGGCCAGUUGAACGCUAAAUUGGCCGCUCAAUAGUCAUAGAAUUGGUUAUCUUUACGUGUUUUGUUUCAUAAGUUGACAUUGAUUAAACAAUAUUCUUAGCAACUAA